This is a messenger RNA of Procambarus clarkii (red swamp crayfish), 2855 nucleotides long. RefSeq names its product adenosine 3'-phospho 5'-phosphosulfate transporter 1 (gene sll). Gene Ontology annotation, biological process: transmembrane transport. Gene Ontology annotation, molecular function: 3'-phosphoadenosine 5'-phosphosulfate transmembrane transporter activity. The record is from RefSeq and is a predicted model, not a curated record. Lineage: Eukaryota; Metazoa; Arthropoda; Malacostraca; Decapoda; Cambaridae. Gene Ontology annotation, cellular component: endoplasmic reticulum membrane; Golgi membrane.
GUACAACACUCCCCAAUAGGAAGAAAACCCGCUGGGUUGUUCAUGCUGUCAAUUAUCUCGCUUGUGUCGACUUCAGUAAUGUUAUGUCCAGUGUAUUGAAAAAUAUCUGCUGUAAUCUUAUUUUUGGUCUGUAUAACCGUGCACUGUAUUAGUCAAUGUUGCAAUGUUGAUACAGAGCUUGUAUCUCUCGUCUUCUGCAACCUGUAAUACAGUUCUGAGUACAGACACGGCAGCCAUGACACGAAAACAUGGCUACCAACCCCACGGUAGUCAUGGCAGCCAACAUAACAACACUAGAACGGCAACUAUCAUACUUCCAUUAGACUGUCAUGCUGCCUAAUGCGUCAUGAAUGCAUUACUAGGCAAUGAUGUGGUGGAGGCUGACUCCAUACACAGUUUCAAGUGUAGAUAUGAUAGAGCCCAAUAGGCUCAGGAAUCUGUACACCAGUUGAUUGACGGUUGAGAGGCGGGACCAAAGAGCCAGAGCUCAACCCCCGCAAGCACAACCAGGUGAGUACUAUGUCUGGUCCACACUAUGGCUGGUCCACACUAUGGCUGGCUCCACACUAUGCCUGGUUCAGGAUUGCCCACUUUACCGCUCUUAACCAGUAUUCCCAUACGGUCCUCUAAGUCACCUGUACUCCCAACUCUCCAAACAAAGGCUCCCUGUGCCUUUAUACCACUUAGUAUUUUGUACGUUGUGAUCAUAACACCUCUUGUCUCUCUCUUUGACGUGUGGUUAGUUACAUGUGACUUCAGCUGUCGCCAUGGUCCGCGUAUCUUAUCUCUGACAGUGUCUUACACCCCGUCUUAGGACCCUGCCACUUGUCUUGUUAUCACGACAAGUGAUGUAUCUAUCACAGGUGACACAUAGUGCCUUGGUGUUGGUCUGUCAGUGCCAGUGGUGUUGUGUUCCCUAGGUGCCACUUGUAGGGGACACCAAGUCUGCACUUGUCAUUCCCUAGGCCAGCUAAAAAGUGUGAUGUCUGAAAAUUCUAUGGUCAUGGAUUUAGCUAACUCUUGGCUUGGAAGCCUAGUACUCAACCUGCUGUGUUAUUCCACAAUACUUAUACCUGGAUACCUCCUUAUUCAGUACUUCAAGAAAUCUAAAUAUAUUGAAAGAGCAGGUUCUGGAGUUGUUUCUAGGCUCAUUACAUCAUGUGUGUAUGGGCAGAGUUAUGAUAAAUUAAUGACAACAGAUGUACCUUCAUCUAAGAGUGCUGUAGGUGAGAGAAGUGCAGCUACCAAGUGUUUGCAGCUGUGCUUCUGCUUUAUAGGCCUUCAGGCAUCAUAUCUUACUUGGGGUGUUUUGCAGGAGAAAAUCAUGACAAAGGAGUACCAGAACUUCAGAGGCAGUAUUGGUCACUUCAAGGACUCUCAGUUUUUGGUGUUUGUCAAUCGCAUUCUGGCGUUUAUGUUAGCAGCGGCUUAUCUUGGCUUUACCAGACAACCACGGCACACAGCACCUAUCUACAAAUAUUCAUACUGCUCAUUUUCCAAUAUUAUGAGCUCUUGGUGUCAGUAUGAGGCACUCAAGUACGUUACCUUUCCCACACAGGUGUUGGCUAAGGCAUCAAAAAUUAUUCCAACCAUGAUAAUGGGCAAGAUUGUUAGUGGAAAGAAGUACGAGUAUUUCGAGUAUGUGACGGCUGUGCUUAUUUCCGCUGGCAUGACCAUGUUCCUUUUGGGGUCGACAGAAUCAAAAGGAAGCUCCUCCAGCACCACCACUAUAUCUGGGGUCAUCAUCCUUAUUGGUUACAUGUCAUUUGACGCCUUCACUUCCAACUGGCAAGGAGAACUCUUCAGCCAGCACAAGAUGUCCUCCGUACAGAUGAUGUGUGGUGUUAAUCUGUUUUCUUGCCUUUUCACCACUGCUGCUUUGGUGCAGCAGGGUAGCUUCAGUGUCUCUCUCAACUUCAUGCUCACGUAUCCCGCAUUUUUCUGGGACAGUCUUAUUCUCUCGAUUUGUUCUGCCACUGGCCAGCUGUUCAUCUACCACACCAUCUCUGUGUUUGGUCCGGUCGUUUUCAUCAUUAUCAUGACUAUUCGUCAGGGUCUGGCCAUCCUCUUGUCAUGCAUUAUUUAUUCUCAUCCUGUAACUGUGGUGGGCAUUCUAGGAAUCGUCUUGGUCUUCACAGCCAUCUUUUUACGUGUUUACUGCAGUCAUCGCCUCAAGCAGAUCCAACAGAGGAGAGCUGGGGCCGACACAGCAAAGGUCUAAGUCGUGUUGCUGCGGUGUGUUGAUGGCUUAAGCUUCCAGAGUUAUGUGCCUGAUUCGUUGUUGCUCCACGGCUAAACCAUGGUGGUUCAUACAGAUAUUUUCUCUUGAAGGGUGUACAUUCUGAUAUUUUUUAAUUUAUAAAUAUAUUCUCAUAAACUCUUAGAUCUCCUAAGACUCAAGGGGCUUUCAACCAUGCCAUAACUCGUACCUUAAUUUAACUCACUGUGUAGAGGUUUUCUAAAUACAAGGAAGGAGAUAAGGAAAUGCAGUAUGCACUGAAUGUUCUCUGUAAAGAAUUUUUUAAGUUCAUAAAAUAUGGAAAUUUAUGUGAAAUACGUAAAAUAUGUAGAUGUCAUAAAUAAUUAAAAAAAUACAUAUACAUAUAGUAUUUAGUAUUGCAGAGCAGUGUUUGUGUACAACAAAAGUGUGAGAUGAGGACUGAGUGUAAAAGUGAAUAUUUAUUACAUGUAUAGUUACCUCUCUGAUUGUCACCCUAAUCCAGGAUGAUUUGAAAACAAAUGUGUGAAUCCCAGUAUGGAAUGAAAGCAAUUGCAAUACAGUAUACAAGUACCCAGGAUGCACUGAAAACAGACUUAACCUAACUUGGAACAUACUGGUAUGCUUAUGUACAGUA